UGAGGGUCUAGCUCCCCCACCAGCUUCAGGUCAGUCCUGGCUCUAACGGGGCCCUCCUUGACUCAGAAGGUCCCCUCCCUCCUGGCUACAGAGCCCUGGUCAGAAGCAAUGGCCCCAGCUACCUGUGGGACACACAGUCAACUCCUGGACCAGGUCGGGGGAAAUUCACUCUUUUCAGUGCCUUUCCCAGCAAGCCCAGCCCAGCCCUCUUGGGUGGCUCCUAAAACCUCACCUGAACUAUCUGUGCUUUUAAGAGUCAGGUCCUACAUCACCCUUCUCCCAAGGGCACAAGACAGCCAGGUGAGACCUCGGCCUAACUCGCUGCCCCUUCACCUGGUCUUGGCUCCAGAGCCCCCCGACCGCUGUCCGGUGCUUUCCCAGAGGGGCUCUUUACCUCUCAGGUGAGCCGGGCUCUGCCCGCCACCCACCCCGCGCGGCGCCCUACCUGAAGCAGUAGCCGCCUGCUCUCUGCGCGGCCCGAGCCCCGGGGCUCCCGGCACUUGGGCGGCGCGGGGGCCGGGGGGCUCCGCGGGGGCUGGGGGCUGCAGGGAGGCCCGGGCUCCAGCGCCUCGCAGCACACCAAGCUCACGGUGCAACCCAUCCGGCCGGGGCGCCAGCCAGCCCCUCGCCCUGGCGUCCGCUCGGCCUAGGGAGCCUGCGACGUCGGGAGGGGGACGGCGACACCCCCAGCCCGUCCCCUCCCGGAGCCUCCUUGGCCCGCAGCUCCAGGAAGCGGGGGAGCACGGAGCCCGCCAAGGGGCGGUGACACGGGCGCGGACGCCCGGACGCAGCCACGGUGAGCCCCAGAACUGGGGGGAUGGCACUGGUGAUCAGCACUCACCGGGACCCCUCAGAAGAGAUGGGGCGGAGGAGGGAGACAUGAGGUGGGACCCUUGUCCUCCCCUCCACACCUGCACCGCACUCCAACCAAGUGACAGUAAAGGUGGGGCAGCCUCAUAGCCUCUUUGUGCCACCUGGUGGCGAUAAGGAAGAAAGACAAGAGCAAGUGACCGUGAUGAGAAGGGGAGAGAACUCGCAGAGCCACGAUUGCCACUACCUCCUCGGCUGCUGGGCUGGGCAUGAGUCACUCCCCAGGCAGCAAACUCUGGAAAAGGCUGUGCAGAGCAGUGCUCUGCUUUCCAUGCCCCAACCAGCCAGGCCUUCCCAGAUGGGGAAAUCCAGGCCCGAGAAAGGCGAAGGAUGUGCCCCAGGUCACACAAUGAGCCAGCAGCAGGGCCAGGAUGGAGAACCAGGAAACACGCAUUUUCCAUGCAGCUGGGGCCCAGGAAAGGAUGAAUGUGUGUCCCAGGGCUGAUGACUGCCCUUAAGGAGAGAGCUGGGCAGCUGAAGCCAGAAGCUCGUUCUUGGCCUCUAGACCCACAAGGAAUCACGUCCUUUUCAAAUACUCAUGGCAGAAGAAGGGGCUGUCUUCAAGAUGACCAGUGACCUGAAGGCUGUCAUCUCUGCCAUCCUCCAGGGCUAUGGGGGUGGGCAGCAGCCGGUGACAGACACCAGUGCUGAACUGCACAGACUCUGUGGCUGCCUGGAGCAAGUGCUGCAGUUUGACCAGAAAGAGCAGAAGAGCCUCCUGAGGCCUCGGAAGGAUUACUGGGACUUCCUCUGCACAGCCCUGUGGCAGCAGCGGGGCGACAUGGAGCCAGUCCACUUUGUCCACUCACAGGACAAGUUGAAGACCCCGCUGGGAAAAGGCCGAGCCUUCAUCCGCUUCUGUCUCGCCCACGGACAGCUGGCCGAGUCCCUGCAGCUCUGCCUCCUGAACCCAGAGCUAACCAGGGAGUGGUAUGGCCCCCGGAGCCCUCUGCUGUGCCCUGAACUCCAGGAAGACAUCCUGGACUCCCUCUAUGCUCUCAACGAGGUGACCUUCGACUUGGACCUGCAACGGCCAGACUUGGAUGGAGCCUGGCCCAUGUUCUCAGAGUCCCGCUGCUCCAAUUCCAACUGGACCCCGGGAAGAAGACCCAGAAAGAUCAAAGAUUCCCCUAAGGAGAUCUCACCCACAUAUGGAGACCCCACAGGAGGCCACCCAGAGGAGCCACAUACCAGGCAAGCCAGUUCCCUGCGAGAUGCACCCAGGGAAGACAGGUUGGCUGGACUCCCCAGGUCCCAGCAACACAAGCAUCAGCCCCUCUUUUUGGAAAAGAAGAAAGAAGAUCCCAGGAGGCUUGGGCCUCCCCAGAGCAUGUGGGAACUAGAGGGGGAGGAGCUUCAGCAAAACCAGGAGAAAGGAGCUCCAAGGACGGGGAUGUGCCUGGAGAACUCAACACCUAGCAUCCAGGGACAGGGCAAGGGGGCCAAAGGGACUCUGAAGGAGGUGAUAGGGACAGAUACUGAGGGCAGGGGGGUUUUGCUGAGUGCAGAGGGCCAGAGAACAAUAGAUGGGACUUAUGAAGGGGAAGCAGAGAGGAGUCAUACCCAUAGGCUGCUGGCCUCCAGCCCCAAAGAGAUGAUAAGGGAUGCAGUGUCAGGGAGCCGUCAGGGCGGGAAAGUGCCCAGCAGCCCCAGGGAGUUCUGGGUCCUUCAGGGCCUGGAAACAAAGGAAGGCUCCACCACGGAGAAGCCCCAAGAGCAAAUAGGAGUGACCAGUGCAACCAGGAGAGAGGAACAAGCAGAGAUGGCCUUGCAGGAUGUGGUCAAGAGUCUCAGACAUGGGCUCCAGAAAACCAAGGAGCAGGCCCAGCACCAGGAACAGCUGCUGAAGGAGCAGGAAGGGGAGCUGAAGGCACUGCAGGAACAGCUCAACAGGUGUCAGGAAGAGAGGGCCCGGCUGCAGGCGGAGCUGGAGCACAAGCAACAGGAGGCUGAAAGGAAGGGUGCCAUGUAUGAGGAGGAGCUUGGCGGGCAGCGGGACCUGGUCCGGGCCAUGAAGAGGCGGGUGCUGGAGCUGAUUCAAGAGAAGGAUAACCUGUGGCAGAAGGUCCAGCAUCUCUCUUCCUUGGCCCCUGGAUGCUGUGUUGUCUGUAACAAGAUCUUUGGUCGGCUGUCUCGGCGGUACCUGUGCAGGCUCUGCGGAGGCCUGGUUUGCCAUGCCUGCUCUGUGGAUUUUAAGAAGAAGGAGUGCCACUGCCCACCCUGCUCCCAGAGGAGAGAAGCCCAGGUCCUCUGACUGAGACCCACCCACCCCACCUGAUCGACCGUCCCCUCGGCCCUUCCCAGCCCUCUUGUCUGACCAGUCCUGCUUUCUAGAAGUUGGCCAUCUAACGUGGACAGCACUUGAGUGGACAGACCGUGGUGUGGAGGAUGGAAGGAGCCGGGCUGGCAGUCAGGAAAGAGGUUCUAACCCUGCAUCUCCCACUGGGUGACUUUGGCAAAGCUGUCAGGCUUUUUCCAUAACAUGAGGGAGUGGGCACCACCCUCUCUAAAGUCCCUGCAGGCUCAAAGUCCUUGUCCAAGAAUAAGGCCUGGUGGCCCUGACGUUUCUCCUCUGCACUCCCUUCUCAGCCAGCCCAUCCUUCAUGAUACACGGGAGCUUCCUGUCUGCAGUCUCCUUCGGAGGUCUGCUUUCAUUCUAAACAGCUUUCUUUAGGUACUAUUAAUGUAUAAUACACUUCACAUAAACCUGAUGAGUACAGUCUGAUGAGUUUUGCCUUUAAUAUACACCCUGAAGCCAUCACCAUAUUCAAAAUAAUAGACACACCCAUCAGCCCCGUUUCCUUGUGCCCUUUGUCAUCUCUCCCUCCCCCCACCUCUCCCCAUCCCCGGGCAACCACUUACUUGCUUUCUGUCAUUAGAGACUAGUUUGCAUUUUCUAGAAUUUUGUAUAAAUGGAAUCAUACAGUAUAUACUCCUUAUUAUCUGCCCUCUUUCACUUGGCAUAAUUAUUUUAUCAUCCGUGUUGUAGCAUAUAUCAAGUUCCUUUUUACUGUUGAGUAGUAUUCCACUGCAUGGAUAUAUCCCAAUUUAUUUACACAUUCACCUGUUGUUGAUACUUGGGUUGUUUCUAAUUCCAGGCUAUUACAAAUAAGUUUCCUAUCUUCACCUGUGUACAAAUCUUUGUAUAGACAUAUACCUUUAUUCCUCUUGGGUAAAUGCCUAGGAAAUGAAAUGGCGAGGUGGUAUGGUAGGUGUAUGUUUAACUUUUAAGAAAUGGCUGAGGGCUUCCCUGAUGGCACAGCGGUUGGGAGUCCGCCUGCCGAUGCAGGGGACACGGGUUCGUGCCCCGGUCCGGGAAGAUCCCACAUGCCGUGGAGCGGCUGGGCCCGUGAGCCAUGGCUGCUAAGCCUGCGCGUCCGGAGCCUGUGCUCCGCAGCGGGAGAGGCCACAACAGUGAGAGGCCCGCGUACCACAAAAAAAAAAAAAGAAAAAAAGAAAUGGCUGAGUUAUUUCCCAAAGAGAUUGUACGUUGUACCUUCCCACCAAGAGAGUGUGGGAGUCCCAGUUACUCCCCAGGGUGUCUGGUUUGGGGGGCAGGAGGGGAGGCUUGAGUCUCUCUGCCCUUCCCUUCCAACCACUAUGCUGACUUGAUGGGUCCCAAGUUGUGAGCACCCAGAAGAAGGGGCUGAUCUAGGUAACUCUCUAUGCAGUGCUUACUCAGCUAGACUUUAAUAUUAAAGACAGUUGAUGAGGACUCGUUUAGCUCCAUGGUACAAGAUCAUAUCCCCUGACUGCCCAAGAAGUCUUACACGAAUUAUGAUCAUUCAGUGGUCACCCAGUUGUGGUGCUUUUGACAACGCUGUUUCAGAAGAAGUGUGGGCCCCACUGUAUGACAAGGCGAUUAGCUGCCCUAGCUGGGCUCCAGGGCAGACUUUGUGGUCCCCAAGAGGCAUGCAUGCUGUCUCUGUCCCCUCUGCCUCACGCAGACUGCCAAAGCCUCUGCCAAAGCCUCUGCAGCAGUUGGGCAACCCUGUCAAUCUGACCAGAGCCCAUGCACCGCCCCUUGGGGUAGGCCGCCCAAAGUUGCAUCCCAUUACCAUCUCAAGAGGAAGAGUUUUGUAACAGCAGUUCCUGCCCUGGAGAGCUGGUGAGAACUUCUCCUUAUCAAAGGCAGUGAGGAGGUGGGGGGCAGGGAUGGAGGGAGUAAGGGGCAGAGCUGGGGCUCCCGGAGCCAUCAAGGCAAUAGAAUCACCCCUGCCCUAAAGGACAGUGGUCCCUUUCUGGAGGUUCGACUUGCUCAGACACUGUUAUUAGGGCAGGUUCUUACUACUGCAGAAGACAUCAUAUUCUAGUAGGAACUCCAGCAUGGAGUUCAGACUUACCUGAGGAACUGAUGGGGGAGAGGGGACCUAGCUGAAGCCUAUGUUCUACGAGGUAGCAAGAUGCUCCUGGACAAGAACUCAGGAGGAAAUCAGGGGCCAGGAAUGGGGGAGCUUGACCUUCACCCCCUGUUUGGGAGGGAUGGAAGGGCAAUGCUGAAGACCAGCCUCUAGCUCAACACUGCCCCCCAAGGAGUCCCCACCAGGUCCAAUGGAGAGCACAGAAGCUCCACAAAGAUAUUGGGAAGCUCAUUAGGCUCUGGGGACCCUCCGGCGGAAGGUUCCACAAGGCUCACCAUAGACUAUCCCAGAGCAUGGCACUGAAAGGGCACCAGUUCCCCAGUGGUGAGUCCAGAGCACACGUCUAGCCCAGCAGUACCAGAGGAGCACCUGGGGGACACCUCCAACAGACUCUCCCAAAUUCCUGGGGCGCAUUCUACAGGGGGGGUAAGCCCUGCAUGAACACACGGGGUCUGAAACAGUGCAAUCUGGGUUAUGGCUGUUGAUGUGCCUUCAUUUGUGCUCACAGGCUGGGGGUGCCCUGGGAAAUAUGGGCGACAUAAUUAUUUCUUUAAAUUAGAUGUCACUCGGAUGCACUAACGUACAUUGGUUUCCUCACUUUGUCAGUUCAUUCAGUGCUCAACAAAAUGAUAUCAAGCACCUAGGGUUUGCCAAACACUGUGUGUGUCUGGUUUGGGGAGACGAAAAUUUCAUAUAUAUAUCUCUCUAUAUAUCUAUAUAUAUGAAAUCCCUGCUUUCAAGAACCU
Molecule: messenger RNA, 5977 nt
Organism: Orcinus orca (killer whale)
Lineage: Eukaryota; Metazoa; Chordata; Mammalia; Artiodactyla; Delphinidae
Gene: RUFY4
Product: RUN and FYVE domain containing 4
Exons: 16
Coding region: 1409-3124 (571 amino acids)
Biological process (GO): positive regulation of macroautophagy
Source: RefSeq, a predicted model, not a curated record